AUGGAAUCGUUGACCCUCAAUCACGCACAGUGCAAGAUCACUCUGCUCACGUGCAAUUACAUGAUGAUGAGUGACGAUCGCUUGGCAGGGUUUCUCCUGCUCUUCCUGGCCACGAUACCAGCAUCAUGGGGGGAUGUGAGCCACCUCGCCUUCAACGGUGUCAACAAUCACUUCUCUGACGACAUCAGCCUUCUCAGGAAUGCCAUCCGCGGCGAGCCGAACGUGGACUAUCCGAUCUACAGCUUUCCACCACAGACGAGUUUCACAUGCGCAGGCCGGCACGACGGCUACUACGCAGACACGGAGACGAGGUGUCAGGUGUUCCGAGUGUGCGCCAACACGGACUUGACUGGCCGUGGCUUCGCCUUCCUCUGUCCCAAUGGCACACUUUUCAACCAGCGGCACUUCGUCUGCGACUGGCACUACAACGUCAACUGCGCCGAGAGUCCUGCCUUCUAUGCCAAGAACGAGCAGCUGGGCAAGCGGAUUGAGAGUCACGAUCACAUGAUGACCAUGGUCAAGUACAUGCAGAACUUCGUGAUGGCGCAGGGCUUCGGUCAGGCGCAGCCCUCAGUCAGCCAGAGUGGAUCCGCUGUCUUCAAUGCCGGCGGAGGAUCAACAGGAACCAGCAACUUUGGCGCCAGUCUUUCCUCUCACGCCGGAGGAUCAUCCUUCGGCCAAGCCUUCGGGGACUCUUCCUCGUCAGCCACGAACUUCGACGCUUCCUCCAAAGCUCAUCAGAAAAUCUACGUCUCAAAUCUCGGGGAGCUGUCAACGGAACCAGGAUCAGGAUUUGAUCUCUCCAAGUCCAAUAUUAUCAGCCACAAUCUCGAUUUCCAGCAAUCUGGCGCCUCAAACACAUUCCAAGGAGCAGACUUCAGCGGUGCAGGCCACUCGAAAGUGAGCUCUCAUCUGCAAGGAAAGUUGAACGCUGUCUUCUCGGGAACUGGAAAUCUCAUUGGAUUCGGAAGUCACACUCCCAAUGGCAAAUUCUCCGGUUCUGCCAUUCAGUCAAACUCCAUCUACUUACCUCCGCGCCCUCAGAACACCUACAUUCCGCCUGCUCAGCACACCUACACUCCUCAGCGGGUCACUCCUCAAGUCUUCACGCCCGCGAACGCAGGAAGUACGAAAGUGUCCCCCUCUUUUCCCGGCAAUUUGGUAACAACGCCCCCAAGAGUGGUUGUCACCACUCCGCCCACGACUACCGCUCGCACCACAGAAGCUCCUCUCCUGGAUAUCCGCUUCGGCGAUGAUGAGACCACUCAGAAGACGCAGAAGCCUCUGAAUAACGCAAAUCCUCCAUCGAUGUACUUCUCUCUGCCUCUGGAUCCAGUGGAGAUCAAAGAGAGGGAGCUCAAGAAAUUGGGUCUUCUGCCAAGCGCCCGAGAUCAGGACUCCGCAAAGGAAGGAAGUGCUUUCUUCCCUCAGCGAGUUCAGUUCACGUCCAGACUGAAUCCUAAUGCGCUGCCUCUGCACACUGGAUUCUCCACUCCGGCGCCCUUCUACCAAACUCCUCAGGCCACCAGCUUUAGCAACCGCUUCGACUCGAAAGUGGCCAAUCAGAGAGUGACGGACAUUCAGAUCAUCCCUGCCCAGGGCUACUACUUCAACGAUCCCAAUGAGCGGAAGCAGUACUACGACGCUGUAGCGCGAGGACUCUACGACAAUCAUAGAAGCGGCUAUGUCUACAUCAGGCCGCAAUUCUCACAAUUCCAGGAAGUGUCUCCGCGCGCCCAGCGCUUCCCGACUGUGUCGCAGCAGCACGAACUGCAGCAUUCUGGCUCACAGGCCAGCCCGCUGAAAGUCCUCGAGGCCAGGGACACGGAGAGCAGCAUCUUCAGGGGAUUUGACUCGUACGCCGCGCCUCUCAGUCACGUGGGUCGGCUUCCGACGGACACCCUCUAUUCCCAGUCUCCACCCAGAAACUCCUUCUCAUCCUUCUGAGGCUACCCAGCCCAUCCUCAUCAUCCCUAGAGCCUAAUUUAGCAUUUAAUUAAAUUCUUUGCCAUUUUUUGUCACACACACUCGAGAUAAAUAAA
This is a messenger RNA of Phlebotomus argentipes, 2042 nucleotides long. RefSeq lists its product as uncharacterized. The record is from RefSeq and is a predicted model, not a curated record. The transcript has 7 exons. Lineage: Eukaryota; Metazoa; Arthropoda; Insecta; Diptera; Psychodidae. Gene Ontology annotation, cellular component: extracellular region. Gene Ontology annotation, molecular function: chitin binding. The coding region runs from base 1 to 1947 and encodes 648 amino acids.